This is a messenger RNA of Coregonus sp. 'balchen', 2884 nucleotides long. NCBI's taxonomy places the organism in Eukaryota, Metazoa, Chordata, Actinopteri, Salmoniformes, Salmonidae. The record is from the annotation of a GenBank genome assembly.
AUGUCGGUAGGAGUUCAAGGUACUAUUAGGCUGUUCAGUGGAGUUAUGCUACUGGGGGAACAUUUGUUGGGAAAUGUGUGCCUCUGUAAGGAGGAUGUCCAAAGUCUGCUGAAGAGAGUCAGUCGGGGACCCUUGGGCCGGAAGGUUAUCAUUGUGGAUGGAUGCCUGGUGAGGCCUUUCCUUUUACCCACGGUCUCUGCUCGGGUUCUAUUACUAGGGUUUUAGUGGCAUAGUGAAAUCAAACAUUCUAGAAAGCUGAUGGAAAAUGACUCCCUGUAUUUGAGUUUUAAUUUUUUAUUUUGGUGUCUAUUGGGACGUCAUACAUUGGUGUGCUCCAAACAUUCUCUCUUAUCCCUUUUAGAAGCUGUCUGAUCCUUCCUACAGCCUCUCUCUCUCUUUCUAAGGAGGUCCAUCUGUUAGGCUUUGUGGUUAGUGUUGAGUACAUUAGGCGAACACUAAGCACAUCGACUUAGUCAGCCUGUCCUCCAUGGACAAUUUGUCUUGUUCGAUUGCCUGGAAAGCCUCGUGGUUUCGAGACCCUUGUUAUACAACAGACUUUAUCGGUCCAAUGCAGCCGUUUUAUCUCCACAUCAAAUCAUUUCUGGGUAACAAUUACAUACCUUACUGUGAUUGGUUUUAAAUUAAAAUGGUCAAAAAGAAACAUCUUCUUAGCAAAGGGACAAGGAAGAAUUGUACUAGGACUGUCUGGGAGUGGUCUGGUGGGGGAGGGGACAACAGAAAACUAGCUGUUAUUGGCAGAGAGGUUUGGAACUCUUUCUUAUUGGUCUAUUAACUAAUUUACAGCCUGGUGAUGUCACUAUGGAAGGCCAAAACUCCAUCCCACCAAAACAGGCUGAAAUUUCAGGUGGUCUUUUCAAACAGCUCUUACACUAAAAGGGCAUUAUCAUACUUUUCACAAUUUCACAGUAUUAUUCCAACCUCAAUGUGGAAAUAUAUACUGAGUGUAUAAAACAUUAGGAACAGUUGCUCUUUCCAUGACUGACUGACCAGGUGAAAGCUAUGACCCCUUAUUGAUGUCACUUGUUAAAUCCAUUUCAAUCAGUGUAGAUGAAGGGGAGGAGACGGGUUAAAGAUGGAUUUUUAAGCCUUAAGACAAUUGAGGCAUGGAUUGUGAAUGGGCAAGGCAAAAUAUUUAAGUGCCUUUGAACGGGGUAUGAUAGUAGAUGCCAGGCGCACCGGUUUGAAUGUGUCAAGAACUGCAACGCUGCUGGAUUUUUCACGCGCAACAGUUUCCCGAGUGUAUCAAGAAUGGUCCACCACCCAAAGGACAUCCAGCCAACUUGACACAACUGUGGGAAGAAUUGGAGUCAAACAUGGGCCAGCAUCCCUGUGGAACGCUCUCGACACCUUGUACAGUCCAUGCCCCGACGAACUGAGGCUGUUCUAAGGGCAAAAGGGGGUGCAACUCAAUAUUAGGAAGGUGUUCCUAAUGUUUUGUACGCUCUGUGUAAAUAAAACACAGGAAAAACAGGGAACUUUAAGGGAACUGGUUGGUUUCGCUCUGUCCAAGCGUCUCGUUGGGUGGUUGGUUGGUGGUUUGUGAGGGGAACAGAGAGGAGCUGGAACAGCGUGACAGCAGCACGGCAACACAACUUAUUCGGGCUGCCACAGCUGCCCCUCCCCUGUUCCUUUUCACAUCACAUCAAUCUCCUUAGCAACAGAUGAAGAUGGGUGGUCCCCAGUGGUCUCCUAGCACAGGAAGGCCACUGACCAGCCUCAAAGACAACAUGAAAAACACAGUCAAUCACAAUUAUGCUUCUUUGGUAGUUGGUUGUUUUUCAAUGUAGUUUUUAUGCUACCGCCGUUCGUUUCAUUCCCCCUCACCCCAGGUAAGAGAAAGAGUUGACUCUGUCUCAUCUCACCCCCGACCCCUCACCCCCGACCCCUCACCCUACCUGUAUAGAGCAAGAGAUGUGAUGACUAAUUAUGUCCCGCUCUCCAUCCCUAAAAUGAAGUGUGUGAGGUUGGAUGACUCUGUUCCCCCCGCCCCCCUCCCCCAUCCUUCACCCCUCUGCCUUCUCUCUCUCUCUCGCUCUCUCUCUCCCCCUCUCUCUCUCUCUCUCUCCCCCCUCUCUCUCUCUCUGUCUAUCUCUCUCUCUCUCUCUCUCUCCUCGCUCUCUCUCCUCUCUCUCUCAUCUUCUCUCUCUCUCUCCCUCUCUCUCUCUCUCUCUCUCUCUCUCUCUCUCCUCUCUCUCCUCUCUCUCUCCCCUCCCCCCAGGUGAUGUAAUGGUUCGUCCUGUCUCUCUCUCUCUCUCUCCCCUCCCCCAGGUGAUGUAAUGGUUAUGUCCUGAUCUCUCUCUCUCUCUCUCUCUCCCCCUCCCCCCAGGUGAUGUAAUGGUUCUGUCCUGAUCUCUCUCUCUCUCUCUCCCCUCCCCCCAGGUGAUGUAAUGGUUCUGUCCUGAUCUCUCUCUCUCUCUCUCCCCCUCCCCCCAGGUGAUGUAAUGGUUCUGUCCUGAUCUCUCUCUCUCUCUCUCCCCCUCCCCCCCAGGUGAUGUAAUGGUUCUGUCCUGAUCUCUCUCUCUCUCUCUCCCCCUCCCCCCAGGUGAUGUAAUGGUUCUGUCCUGAUCUCUCUCUCUCUCUCUCCCCAGGUGUCCUGGCCAUAUUGAUCCCCCAGCUGGACCUGGUCAUCUCUUUAGUGGGGUCCAUCAGCAGCAGUUUCCUGGCUCUCAUCUUCCCUCCACUCCUCCAGAACCUCACCUACCACAACCAAGGUCUGUCUCCCUGGGUCAUCGUCAAGAACUCCCUGAUCUCUGUCAUUGGCUUCAUGGGCUUCAUCACCGGCGCCUAUAUAUCCAUCACAGAGAUCAUCAAACGCAACGGCAGACAUGACAAUCCGGAUGUGAACUUCUUCCAGGUCCAGUGA